AUGGUGCCUUGCUUCUUUCGUCUGUCAAAAAGUCAGAUGCUGGGACCUGCAUCCGAGUCUUUACAGAUCAAGACAACCACGGCGUCAAAUUCAAAAGAGGAAAAAGAAACGGAAACAUUCACAUGUGAAGCUAUUGCCGACAUUACGGUGACAUCGGUGAAAUUAAUACGCCAGAAUGGGACUACGAAUGAGACGCUGAUUGAGGCAAACAGUAGUGUUGUGACAUUUCGCCGACAAAUGAUGCGACAGGAUAACAAGGUGAAGUUCUAUUGCGAAGCGACUUGGCCAGGAAUUCCCAAUUCGUUGUCGUCGAAUGUCAUCACAUACAGCGUAUCAUUUCCACAUAACGUUCAAGUCAAAAUCAGCAAGACGACUGUUACCGAACAUGAAUUUGUGCGUUUUGAGUGUAUCAUCAGUGGGGGUAAUCCCGAGUUCGUUACGCGGUACCAGUGGCUCUGGAAGAAGAGUGGCUCCACCGAAGAACAGGUCAUGCAGGAUACGAAGACCGGAAAGUUAUUUCAGUUCGCGCGUAUCCCGUACUAUCAGAGUGGGACAUACUCUUGUAAGGCUUGGAACGAUGGUGGCGUGGGACAGUCGUCGACAGACCUUAGUGUACAAUACUCUCCAAGGAUAGACCCGGAAGCGAAAAUGAAAUAUGAUGUGGCGGCCGAAAUUGGCAGGGAGGCAAUGUUUGAACUGUUCAUCGUCGCAAAUCCCACUCCAACCACAACUGGUUACACCUGGUCCAAGGAUGGCAAUGUCCUAUCGAGAACAUCACCGGAUUAUGAAAUAACUUCCGGGCCAACAUCCAGCGAGUUGAAAAUCAAGGACGUCAAAUCCUUGGAUUAUACCAACUAUUCCUGUUCGGUUAAAACGAGUGCAUUCGAAGCCAAGAUUUUCAACUUCAUGCUUAUCAAAGCAGCGUCCAACACAAGUGACUUAAGCAAUAGUGUAUCAGUAAACACCACAGUUGCUAUAUAUUUUGGUGUCGGCCUAAUUGGCGCAGUCAUAUUAAUGACAACAGUCGUCCUUUUGGCAGUUGCUCGAUGGAAACGUCGACUGAAAAAGAAAUUGUCUAAAAAAUUUGAUCGACCUGCAAAUGACAGUAAUGAUGAUGCUGCAAGAAAUGAAUUGACACCAAUCAAGAAACGCCCUGAUCAUACAUACGCCAACAUUGACCCUGAUUUCUUUAAUGACACAUCCUCUCGAUCAAAACGCACAACGGAUAAAUACCCCGCAAAGCCAAUGGUUAAACGGCCGCCCGUUUCAGUUCGUUUUGGUGAGGAUAAAGAGCCCGCGUGCUCAGAAGAUAUCUUGGACGUCGAUUUAUAUGACUACGUAGACAAUGAGUGGCAGAGUAAUGCAUCGGGCUCAGAUUACAGCUCUGUUCCUGCUUGCCGUACGAGUCAGGUGACGUCGCCUCAGGUUGCCUCGGCACUGAUAAAUGUUCAUGUUCACCAGACGAAUCAACCGGAUGAGGACGGUCAACAGUCACUUUAUGAGCAUCUAAAACCAGUGUCCAAAAAUGAUUAUUUAGACUUCACGGAACUCAGUGCAGAAGAAUUGAGACCACGUGUUUUAUUUAAGGUAUAA
Lineus longissimus is the source of this 1593-nucleotide messenger RNA. RefSeq lists its product as uncharacterized. Bases 1 to 1593 code for a protein of 530 amino acids. The transcript is spliced from 7 exons. NCBI's taxonomy places the organism in Eukaryota, Metazoa, Nemertea, Pilidiophora, Heteronemertea, Lineidae. Gene Ontology annotation, molecular function: cell adhesion molecule binding. Gene Ontology annotation, cellular component: cell-cell junction; plasma membrane. The record is from RefSeq and is a predicted model, not a curated record. Gene Ontology annotation, biological process: cell-cell adhesion.